GCGUCAAAGUGAAACCUCCUACUCCCGGUGCUCUGACAGCUGUGUGUAACGGAAGACAUUUUGAGCUGCUGCGGUCGGUCCGCUCCGUUAUUUGAGUGGCAGCCUGAAGUCGAGGCUGACGUGCUGGAGAGUCAGUCUCCAGACUAAACUGUACUCGGUGUAAAAGACGAGAUUUAAAGAAAAACUGUUGUAGUUUAGCGGCGUAUGUGUUGCCCAGCUAGCUAGCUUAGCGCCACAAAAGCUAGCAAAGUCCUAGAUGCUAGUUAGUUAGCGUCACCUAGCUGGCCUGCCCUCCUCCUCCUCCUUCUCCUCCUCCUCCUCCUCCUUCUUCUUCACUUCCUUCUCGACAGCCGGUCCCUUCACCAGACACAAUGGCUUUAAAACGAAUUUCCAAGGAGCUAACCGAUCUGUCCAGAGAUCCUCCGGCUCAGUGCUCCGCCGGGCCCGUCGGUGAAGACAUGUUUCAUUGGCAAGCUACUAUUAUGGGGCCUCCUGACAGUCCCUACCAGGGUGGCGUAUUUUUCCUGACUAUUCAUUUCCCCACAGAUUAUCCUUUCAAACCACCCAAGGUCGCCUUCACAACCAGAAUUUAUCACCCAAAUAUUAACAGUAAUGGCAGCAUCUGCUUGGAUAUAUUGAGAUCACAGUGGUCUCCAGCAUUAACGAUCUCUAAAGUCCUUUUGUCCAUUUGUUCUCUGUUAUGUGACCCAAACCCCGACGACCCGCUAGUGCCAGAGAUCGCCCGCAUCUACAAAACAGACCCUGUUAGGUACAACAAGACAGCUCAGGACUGGACUCAGAAAUACGCCAUGUGAUCCACCUCCUCACUCACUCACUGCUGGAAUAAACUGUUUGAUUUCCUCAUGUGGCCACGCCCCCUCCCAUCGCACCAUAACAGCAAUUUGUUCAUUCUUUUGUCCCCAUCCUCCAUUUUAACGCUUUUAAAUCCUUUAUCGGCCCUUUUCUCUGCUUUUAAAAACACCAGUGAAGGGCUGAGGACUUUGAGCUGUGAAUGUGCCAACUGAAAAACAAAAGCCACAAACCAGAGUGGACUCUCUGUAAAACCCGACUGGAGAGAGAACUGUUAAGAUAAAGAAAGCUGCAGGAGAAUAUAAAUAUAUAAUAAUAAUUUAAUGCAUGUCAGUGAUUGGUUCAUGUGCUGCUGAGAACAGAUGUGUCCGCUUUUAAAAAGAGAAACGACAGCUUUUUUGGGUUUAUUAACUUGUUUUUUUUGUUUCUGAGCUUUUGUUUUUAGCAAAGAGCCGUUAGUUCAUCCAUCAUCCACAACACUGUUCUCCUCUUUUUGCACUGAAGACGAAACUCAAAGCUCUCGACGGCUGAUUGAUCAACUAAUAGCUCUCUGACGGUUUUUUCUCAAUAAAGUUGAACAAAUUGCAGUU
Molecule: messenger RNA, 1400 nt
Organism: Xiphias gladius (swordfish)
Lineage: Eukaryota; Metazoa; Chordata; Actinopteri; Istiophoriformes; Xiphiidae
Product: ubiquitin-conjugating enzyme E2 2-like
Exons: 7
Coding region: 372-815 (147 amino acids)
Biological process (GO): protein polyubiquitination; ubiquitin-dependent protein catabolic process
Cellular component (GO): nucleus
Molecular function (GO): ubiquitin conjugating enzyme activity
Source: RefSeq, a predicted model, not a curated record